Molecule: messenger RNA, 1444 nt
Organism: Odocoileus virginianus texanus
Lineage: Eukaryota; Metazoa; Chordata; Mammalia; Artiodactyla; Cervidae
Gene: MBLAC2
Product: metallo-beta-lactamase domain containing 2
Source: RefSeq, a predicted model, not a curated record
AGCAUGUCGGCGCUCGAGUGGUACGCCCACAAGUCCCUGGGCGACGGCAUCUUCUGGAUUCAGGAACGCUUCUACGAGUCUGGCAACCGCGCCAACAUCUGGCUGGUGCGGGGCUCCGAGCAGGACGUGGUGAUAGACACCGGCCUGGGGCUGCGCAGCCUCCCCGAGUACCUGUACUCCUCCGGCCUCCUGCGGGACCGCGCGGCCAGAGACGACGCGGCUUGCCGGCCGCUGCUAGCCGUGGCUACCCACGUGCAUUUCGACCACUCGGGUGGCCUCUACCAGUUCGACCGGGUGGCGGUGCACCACGCCGAGGCCGAGGCGCUGGCCCGCGGGGACAACUUCGAGACCGUGACCUGGCUGUCCGACAGCGAGGUGGUGCGGGCGCCGAGCCCCGGCUGGAGGGCCAGACAGUUCCGAGUGCAGGCGGUGCAGCCCACCCUCGUCCUGCAGGACGGGGAUGUGAUCAACCUUGGUGACAGACAGCUCACUGUUAUGCACAUGCCUGGUCAUUCUAGGGGCAGUAUUUGCUUGCAUGACAAAGACCGAAAGAUUCUCUUCAGUGGAGACGUCGUGUAUGAUGGAUCACUGAUUGAUUGGCUCCCAUACAGCAGGAUAAGUGACUAUGUUGGAACCUGUGAACGUCUGAUAGAAUUAGUGGACAGAGGUCUGGUAGAGAAAGUACUUCCUGGGCACUUCAAUACCUUCGGUGCUGAAAGGCUUUUUCGAUUGGCUUCUAACUAUAUUUCAAAAGCUGGGAUAUGCCAUAAAGUCUCUACUUUUGCCAUGCAAUCUCUUGCAAGUUUAGCCCUACGUGUAACAAAUUCUAGGACCUCACCCUAGUAUCUACUUUGAUUAAUUCUAUAAAUUAUUCCAGUUCAUUUUGUGUUGUUUAAACAGUGAGCAUUUUAAGAAGUGCUUUUAUGUUACUGUUAUAUAUUAGAGAAAAAAACGAUUGAGAAUGAAUAAGCCAAAAAAGGAACUUCUUAGUUUUUUUUUCUUUUUUCCAAAUAAGAAACCACUUAAAUGAGCUUAUAAUUUGCCAAAGUUGUAAUUUGCCAUUGUCCUGUGUCAUUUGCCCUAGAAAUGAUAUAGAGGUAUAUGGGGAAGCAAGGAGGCAUUUUGCAGUAAUAGAAUUAUCUCUGUGUCUCAUUUUUUUUAUUUCCUAUAUGACCUAGGAAAAAAGAGCAUAAGAGAGUUUUACAUUUAAACUCCAGACUUGAUAUUUUUAGUAUAUUAUUUCAAAAUAAAGGUUCUUGGGUUUAAGAUAAAAACCCAAAACAUAACAAAUAAGCUAACAGUUAGAAUGACAGCUAGAACAAUCCAUUGUUAUGGUACAGAAUUUUUAUGCUUCAUUUUAUUUGUUCUUAAUGUAAUUAUAAUGUACAUUAUGUGUUGUGUAAUUUUACUUACAAAAAGUACAAUGAAUUUUAUUUUAUUGAAA